UUUUGGAGUGUGGCCUGACGUCAUAGAUGUGCGACACACGCACAGAGGAACCACGCGUGUUUUCAGAACCGGGACCAGCUUCGGUCUCAGUGCGGUUCUCUGCGGGUCAGCCAGCGGGUCAGACAGCGGGGAGAUGGAGGAGCGGGGCCGGCUGUGCUCCGUGUGGCUCGGCUCGGAGACCGGGAUCCUGAAGGGGGUCAGCGUGUCCCGGAAACAGGCCUUCAACUUCUGCAACACGAAACACCUGAGCCGGGACCAGGAGCUGCGGGCUCUGUGCUGGGGGGACCCGGCGGAGAGCGAGCUGCUGGUCGGGUCCGUGGACGGAACCGUGAAGACCUUCAGCACCGAGAAGGGCGAGUUCACCGAGAGCCGCCGCUGCGGGGACCCGGAGGACGGCUGCUUCACCGGGCUGGCGGCGCUCAGCGGCUCCGGGCUGCUCACCUGCGGGGAGCGCGGGCCGGUGCGGGUCUGGAAGGAGGACAGCACCGAGCCCGUCGCCGAACUGGACGCCGGGAAGAACGUGUGCAGGAUGCGGCUGAACCCGGUUCAUCCGAACAGGGUCGCGACCGGCGGGAAGGAGAACGGCCUGAAGAUCUGGGACCUGGAGCGGCCGGAGGAACCCACCUUCACCGCAAAGAACAUGCGGGACGACUGGCUCGAUCUACGGAGGCCGCACUGGGUCAGGGACAUGGCGUUUAUACCGGAGACCGACAAAGUGGUGACGUGCACAGGCUUCCAUCAGAUCCAUGUCUUCGACCCGUCCUCCCCUCAGCGCCGUCCCGUCCUGGAGGCUGAGUACGGCGAGUACCCGCUGACCGCCCUGUCCCUGCCCACCGCCGGUAACACGGUGGUGGUUGGAAACACCCACGGAGAGAUCGCCCUGCUGGACCUGAGGAAAGGGCUGGUGCGCGGCUGUCUGAAGGGCCUGGCGGGCGGCGUGCGGUGGCUGCAGUGUCACCCCUCCCAGCCGGUAGUGGCGUCCUGCGGCCUGGACCGCUUCCUCCGCAUCCACGGCCUGGAGGACCGCAAGCUGCUGCACAAAGUCUACCUGAAGUCCAGACUCAACUGCCUCCUGCUGUCCAGCCGCGACCUGGAGCACGGAGCGGGGGAGACGGGGACGGAGGGGGUGAGUGAGGAGGUGAAGGAGGAGGAGGACGAGGUGUGGGACACAAUGGAGCAGGUGGAGGAGAAGCCGAAGAGGAAAACGGGGGAGGAAGAGGAGGAACCACAGAAGAGGAAAAAGAAGAGGAAAGACUGAGGUGUGAUCAGAGACGUUAAAACAUCAUCAGACUCAAACACGUGGAUUUGUCUCCGUACGUUCAUUAAAACAUAGAAGAAGAAAAGGGCCUCACCUUAUUAGCCAAUAACAAUGAAUGUUUUCUCACCUCAAUUACUUUGCUAAAACUUGUAAAUUGAUAUUUUAUAUAAACUUCAAAAUACAACAGUUAAAUUCUGUUCUGGUGAAAAUGUUUAUUUUCAGUUUGUUAAUAAAGAUUUGGCCAGAGA
Molecule: messenger RNA, 1506 nt
Organism: Hippoglossus stenolepis (Pacific halibut)
Lineage: Eukaryota; Metazoa; Chordata; Actinopteri; Pleuronectiformes; Pleuronectidae
Gene: wdr74
Product: WD repeat domain 74
Exons: 2
Coding region: 134-1258 (374 amino acids)
Biological process (GO): ribosomal large subunit biogenesis
Cellular component (GO): nucleolus; preribosome, large subunit precursor
Molecular function (GO): protein binding
Source: RefSeq, a predicted model, not a curated record